Leptidea sinapis is the source of this 1156-nucleotide messenger RNA. Its product is annotated as sentrin-specific protease 8. NCBI's taxonomy places the organism in Eukaryota, Metazoa, Arthropoda, Insecta, Lepidoptera, Pieridae. The coding region runs from base 451 to 1092 and encodes 213 amino acids. The transcript is spliced from 3 exons. Gene Ontology annotation, biological process: proteolysis. Gene Ontology annotation, molecular function: cysteine-type peptidase activity; deNEDDylase activity. The record is from RefSeq and is a predicted model, not a curated record.
CUCAUCAGUCUAUGAAUUCCUUGGCUGUAUGGGCUUUUGACCCCUUUGCCUGUCCAGAUGGACGAACAGAACCAAAAAAAAAAGUCUAUGAAUUCAUUAUUUACAAAUUUGGAAAAAAAGACUGUUUCUGAAUUCUGAUAUUAUUCGCUUUUCCUUUAGUGGACUCUAAAAUUAUAUGCAAAAAUAAGUCAUCUGUGGGAUACUAAAAGGUGAUUUUAAUUUUAUUUAAAUUUAUACUUAAGUGAGAAUGUUAUAUUUUUGUGGACUGACGUUAUGACAUGACAGUGUUUUUAUUAUUGUUGAAUCCUAAUCACGUUUUAUAAUUGAAUUUAAGUGUGAAUGUGGCUUACAGCAAAACUAAGCUAAAUUAAAUGAUACUUUCUCCGUUUCUGAAAAAUUGGAAAUAAUACUGGGCAAUAAAGGAAAAAGAAGACACAAAAUAACCUAAUAAUGUCAAAGGCAUCAGUGGUACUUAGUUUUCAUGAAACUUUAUUACACCAAUCUGAUAUUGAACUCCUAAAUGGACCAUACUGGUUGAAUGAUACAAUAAUAUCAUUUUACUUUGAAUAUUUGGAAAAAGUAACAUUUAUUAAGAGCCAAGAUAUACUCUUUGUACCACCCGAAGUGACCCAAUGUAUUAAAAUGGUUACACCAGAUGAAAUUAAAAUAUUUCUAGAACCCUUAAAAAUUGAAGCUAAAAAGUUUGUUUUCUUUGCCCUUAAUGAUAACAGCGCACCUGACAUGGUUGGUGGAUCUCACUGGAGUCUGUUAGUAUAUUCUAGGGAUGAGAACAGCUUUUUCCAUUAUGAUUCUAUGUGUGGAAGUAAUCACAAUGUGGCAUGGAGUUUUUCUAGUCAUUUAAUGUCAUAUUUUUCAAAAGCAGGUUUAAUACAUUUUUCGGAUAAGGAAUGCAUACAACAAAGCAAUGGCUACGACUGUGGAGUACAUGUUCUAUGUAACACAAAAACACUUGCAGAACAUGCAACACGUAAUGGAGAAAUUGCAUCGUGUGACAUGACUAUAAAAAUUAACCCAUGUGCCAAGAGAAAAGAGAUAUUAGCCUUAAUUCAUAAUCUCGCCAAUUCAGGAUAGUAACGUAGUUUUUUGUUAACAUAUUGUUUUGAAUACAUUAUUUAUUAUACAACUGAUUAUUUUU